GAGAGUGGGGUGAGCAGGGGCGGAGGCUGGCCUGCCGAGCCCCGGGGAGGGCGCCGUCAGGGAAAGGCCCCUCUCAUCUCUGGGGAAUGGAACUUCCGCUUUGGACGGAGAGCAGGAGGCUCCCAGCACCCGGUCCCACUCUGCCCAGCCCAGCGGCCUCAGAGGACACCAGGCUCCAGGGAGCAGCUGAGACAGGGCCGUGAUGAAGACCCCUCAGGGCAGCGUUUCGGUGCUGCUGCUGCUGCUGCUUCUGAAUCUGCUCCGUGUCUCCCGGGCCCAGAGCAGCUGCAUCGGGCCGUCCAUCCCUGGCAUCCCAGGCAUUCCCGGGAAACCAGGCCCUGACGGCAAGCCUGGGACUCCAGGGACAAAGGGAGAGCAAGGGCUUCCAGGGCUAGUUAGACACCUCAACGAGAAUGGCGAGAAGGGGGACCCAGGGUUUCCUGGGAUGCCAGGAAAAGUCGGCCCCAAGGGCCCCGUUGGGCCCAAGGGUGUCCCAGGGCCUCCUGGAGCCCGCGGCCCCAAGGGUGAAUCAGGAGACUACAGGGCCACGCAGAAAAUUGCCUUCUCGGCCUCACGCACCAUCAACCACCACCUGAAAUCAGGCCAGCCCAUCCGCUUCGACCAUGUGAUCACCAAUGCCAAUGAAAACUACCAGGCUCGGACCAGCAAGUUCACAUGCAAGGUGCCCGGGCUCUACUUCUUCACCUACCACGCCAGCUCCCGAGGGCAGCUGUGCGUGGACAUCAUGCGAGGCCGGGAGGCGCCCCAGAAGGUGGUCACUUUCUGCGACUACGUCCAGAACACCUUCCAGGUCACCACGGGCAGCAUUGUGCUCAAGCUGGAGAAGGAAGAGACCGUCUUCCUGCAGGCCACCGACAAGAACGCCCUGGUGGGCAUCGACGGCGCCAACAGCAUCUUCUCCGGCUUCCUGCUCUUCCCUGACGCAGAGGCAUGACCUGUGGGGUUGAUUCACCCCCACCCCCACCAGCCAAGCUCUCUUUCUCCCCAACACCCACCCCCAUAUCCCAGCCAAAGUGCACAGUAGGGCUCCAUGGGCGUUGCUGAAUGAAUGAGUUAAUAAAGUUUCCAAGGCCAAAGGAUAGUGGUCUAAUUCAACUCUGUGUCCCUGCAAGUAGCACACAGUAGGUGCUUAGAAAUGUUGCUUGAAUGCUGGUUGAAUGACCAAACAAUAAACGACCUCUGAAAUGACUCUGAAUGAUUGAAUAAUAAAUAACCUCUGAAAGCA
Cervus elaphus (red deer) is the source of this 1246-nucleotide messenger RNA. It is a transcript of the gene C1QB, whose product is annotated as complement C1q B chain. The coding region runs from base 203 to 955 and encodes 250 amino acids. Gene Ontology annotation, molecular function: protein binding. The transcript is spliced from 3 exons. Lineage: Eukaryota; Metazoa; Chordata; Mammalia; Artiodactyla; Cervidae. The record is from RefSeq and is a predicted model, not a curated record.